AUGGCGACGACUUCGUCCUCCGCCGCCACGUCCAAGGCCGCUGGCAACUUCCCCGAUGGCACCUCCGACUACAUUCCCGCUCGUGCCUCCAAGGCUGCCGACAGCAAGAAGCCUCACAUUUCUACUCAGCCAAUCACAUGGGGCAACUGGUAUAAGCACGUCAACUGGUUGAACACGACGUUCAUCCUCGUCAUCCCCCUCGUUGGCCUGAUCUCCUCCUACUGGGUUCCUCUCCAGUGGAAGACCGCUGUCUUCGCCGUCGUUUAUUACUUCAACACCGGUCUUGGAAUUACUGCUGGAUACCACCGUCUUUGGGCCCACCGCUCCUACAAGGCCAGCCUCCCCCUGAGAAUCUACCUCGCCGCCGUCGGCGCUGGUGCUGUUGAGGGCUCCAUCCGAUGGUGGUCUCACGGCCACCGCGCUCACCACCGAUACACCGAUACCGACAAGGACCCCUACUCCGUCCGUAAGGGCCUUCUCUACAGCCACAUCGGCUGGAUGGUCAUGAAGCAGGACCCCAAGCGCAUGGGCCGAACCGACAUCUCCGAUCUCAACGAGGACCCUGUUGUCAUGUGGCAGCACAUCCACUUCAUCAAGUGCGUCAUCGGCAUGGGUGUUGUCUUCCCUACCCUCGUCUGUGGUCUCGGCUGGGGUGACUGGAUGGGUGGCUACAUCUACGCCGGCAUUCUUCGCAUCUUCUUCGUCCAGCAGGCUACCUUCUGCGUCAACUCCCUGGCUCACUGGCUCGGUGACCAGCCCUUCGACGACCGCAACUCUCCUCGUGACCACGUCAUCACUGCUCUCGUCACUCUCGGUGAGGGAUACCACAACUUCCACCACGAGUUCCCCUCCGACUACCGCAACGCCAUUCAGUGGUGGCAGUACGACCCUACCAAGUGGAGCAUCUGGACCUGGAAGCAGCUUGGCCUUGCCUCCGACCUGAAGCAAUUCCGCCAGAACGAGAUCGAGAAGGGUCGUGUCCAGCAGCUCCAGAAGAAGCUCGACCAGAAGCGAGCCAAGCUUGACUGGGGUGUUCCCCUUGAACAGCUCCCGGUCAUCAGCUGGGACGACUUUGUUUCGCAGUCCAAGAACGGACGUGGUCUUGUUGCCAUCGCUGGUGUUAUCCACGAUGUUACCGAUUUCAUCAAGGACCAUCCCGGUGGCAAGGCUCUUAUCUCUUCCGCCAUUGGAAAGGAUGCGACUGCCACUUUCAACGGCGGUGUCUACCUCCACUCGAACGCCGCUCACAACCUUCUCUCCACCAUGCGCGUUGGUGUUCUUCGCGGCGGUUGCGAGGUUGAAAUCUGGAAGCGCGCUCAGUUCGAGAACAAGGACAUGACCUAUGUCACCGACUCCAACGGCCAGCGUAUCACUCGUGCCGGGGAUCAAGUCACCCGCGUUCAACCUCCCGUCGCCAGCGCCGACGCUGCAUGA
Colletotrichum karsti is the source of this 1434-nucleotide messenger RNA. RefSeq names its product delta-9 fatty acid desaturase. Gene Ontology annotation, biological process: unsaturated fatty acid biosynthetic process. Gene Ontology annotation, molecular function: stearoyl-CoA 9-desaturase activity; heme binding; iron ion binding. The record is from RefSeq and is a predicted model, not a curated record. The transcript is spliced from 2 exons. Gene Ontology annotation, cellular component: endoplasmic reticulum membrane. The coding region runs from base 1 to 1434 and encodes 477 amino acids. Lineage: Eukaryota; Fungi; Ascomycota; Sordariomycetes; Glomerellales; Glomerellaceae.